UGUCUUUUCAAUUCAUUUAUCUGCAGGAAUGAUUGCGACUAUCAGUCUAGAGCUCACCGCCUGACUGAGGAGGUGAAAGUUGCGCCACAGGAAGAUAAACCGCAAAAGACAAUAUUGCAUGUAUACACGAUUUUGCGUGUGCAUCGGAUGAGCGGUAUAGGGGGAUUCCUCGCGUCUUAAAAAGUAAACAGAAAUUCGGUGGAUUUGAGAGUUUGCUCAGUGUAGAGGUCCAAGAGAUACAGAGAGGGGGAGGAAGAAUAUCUGCGCGUGGUUUUUUGAUUUCUGCUCUCAGUCGUCUCAGCGAGUCUAGACUGAAGAUGCUCCUGGACGCAGGACCGCAGUAUCCCACCAUAGGAGUCACUACUUUCGGCUCCUCACGGCAUCACUCAACAGGCGAAGUCACAGAGAGAGAAGUAGCGUUGGGGAUAAAUCCGUUCGCAGAUGGGAUGGGCGCCUUCAAAAUAAACCACAGCUCCCACGAUAUUGGCUCCGGACAGACGGCGUUUUCUUCCCAGGCGCCCGGCUACGCAGCAGCUGCCUUGGGACACCAUCACCACCCGACCCACGUUGGCUCUUACUCCACGGCGGCUUUCAACUCCACCAGGGACUUUCUCUUCAGAAAUCGGGGUUUUGGGGAUGCCACCGGGGCGCAGCACAGUCUAUUUGCCUCCGGAAGUUUCGCAGGGCCACAUGGACACUCAGAUGCAGCCGGGCACCUGCUCUUCCCAGGGCUCCACGAGCAAGCAGCAAGCCAUGCCUCUUCCAACGUGGUCAACAGCCAGAUGCGGCUGGGCUUCUCGGGGGACAUGUACGGACGGGCCGACCAGUAUGGCCACGUUACGAGCCCCAGGUCUGACCACUAUGCGUCAACCCAGCUGCACGGCUAUGGCCCCAUGAACAUGAAUAUGGCUGCACAUCACGGAGCAGGGGCCUUCUUUCGAUACAUGAGGCAGCCGAUCAAACAAGAGCUUAUCUGCAAGUGGAUCGAACCGGAGCAGCUGACGAAUCCCAAAAAGUCGUGCAACAAAACUUUUAGCACGAUGCACGAGCUUGUGACCCAUCUAACGGUGGAGCAUGUGGGAGGACCAGAGCAGACGAACCACAUUUGCUUCUGGGAGGACUGCUCCAGAGAAGGAAAGCCAUUCAAAGCCAAAUACAAACUUGUAAAUCAUAUCAGAGUACACACCGGUGAAAAGCCCUUUCCGUGUCCGUUCCCCGGCUGUGGCAAAGUAUUUGCUCGAUCGGAAAAUCUAAAAAUACACAAAAGGACUCACACCGGUGAGAAGCCUUUUAAAUGUGAGUUUGAAGGCUGCGACAGGCGGUUUGCAAACAGCAGUGACCGCAAGAAACACAUGCACGUCCACACAUCGGACAAGCCCUAUCUCUGCAAAAUGUGCGACAAGUCAUACACACAUCCCAGCUCCCUCCGAAAACACAUGAAGGUCCACGAAUCCAACAAUGCAGGAUCGCAGCCAUCUCCAGCGGCCAGUUCAGGGUACGAGUCGUCGACACCUCCCACCAUAGUAUCACCGUCCACAGAGAACCAGAGCAGCAGCUCCAUAUCACCAGCAGCCUCAGCAGUACACCACACAACCAGCCACAGCACGCUGUCGUCAAAUUUCAAUGAAUGGUACGUGUAAAUAUUUUUGAAAAAGAAAAAGAAAGCACGGGGAAAAAAGACUGCAGAAAUAAAGAAAUAAAUAAAACUGCUUGGAAUCAAAGACUUUAUCAAGUCAGCCAGUGAAACGAGGACUGAAAAAACACACGGGAGGCCCAAACGAUCAAUAAAAGGCUGCCUUAAUGUCAGUGAAAGAGAAUGCAUGGACAUAAAGGAGGCAAGGACAGCCACCUACUUAAACUUUUUCCCCCCUAAAUAUUUCUUUGAGUCUUUAUUUUUACUGAGAGACUGCUCAAAAAAAAAGGAAGAAGAGAGAGAUCUCAAAAAGCAUGCUAUCUGCGGGUAGAGGCCUGAAUUUUUGUACAUAAGGAUUUCACCAAGUUGAAAAAAAAAUGUAAUAUUUUAUUUUGUAAAUAGUUCUAUCACAGUUUAAGGGAAUUUGUGAAAAAUGUGGUCCCUAGAUAUAUGGAAAAAUGAGAUGGUUUUAAGAAUACUGCGAUGAAUAGACUUCAUUGAAAAGAAUGUUAUAGUUGUGUACCAAAUGUGAAUUAUUCAGUAUUACUACAGUCUACACGUCGACUUAACCGACUCUUAGUAUUAAUGUGCUUUUGUAGCCUAUUCAGUGCAACAUUUUCGUCCAAGGUCCAGUUUGAGUAGCACAGUAUCAUUGUUGUUAUUUAAUGUCAUGUCGAUAAAUCGUGUAGUGAAAGCCUGAAAUUCCGUGUCAAUCUGUUUAUGUAGUGAUAAUUAUAAAAUCUCUGUCAAUUGCUUUGUCUGAAAGGAAGUAUUAUGUAAGUAGCUCAAUUUUCCAUAUUUAUCCGCAUGUAAAGGACCGGUAACAUGUUAGAAAUGAUCGGUAUUUAUGGAGAAAUGCGCUCGUAUGUAAAAUUUAGUUUACAAAAACAACAAAAAAAAAUGUUUGGAUACAUUUCGUACUAUAUUAAAGGAUUAAAAAAAUA
This is a messenger RNA of Neolamprologus brichardi, 2577 nucleotides long. It is a transcript of the gene zic1, whose product is annotated as zic family member 1 (odd-paired homolog, Drosophila). Lineage: Eukaryota; Metazoa; Chordata; Actinopteri; Cichliformes; Cichlidae. Gene Ontology annotation, molecular function: RNA polymerase II cis-regulatory region sequence-specific DNA binding; DNA-binding transcription factor activity, RNA polymerase II-specific. Gene Ontology annotation, biological process: regulation of transcription by RNA polymerase II. The record is from RefSeq and is a predicted model, not a curated record. Gene Ontology annotation, cellular component: nucleus.